Messenger RNA from Cheilinus undulatus (humphead wrasse), 9582 nucleotides. RefSeq names its product unconventional myosin-XVIIIa-like. Gene Ontology annotation, cellular component: myosin complex. Gene Ontology annotation, molecular function: cytoskeletal motor activity; protein binding; ATP binding. The coding region runs from base 305 to 6577 and encodes 2090 amino acids. NCBI's taxonomy places the organism in Eukaryota, Metazoa, Chordata, Actinopteri, Labriformes, Labridae. The transcript has 47 exons. The record is from RefSeq and is a predicted model, not a curated record.
CGCGUGCUCUGUGCAGACACAGGUUCUUUCCCUGCCUCGGCCCUGACGCCCCAGCUAGGAGAUUGGAAGGUUAACCAGGCCUGGAGAGGAGUGCUGCAUGGUCCCAUCGUCCUGUUGGUGUGUGACCUGUUGUGUGCAGAGUCCACAGUUUCCCAUCAUCCAUCCCUAAAUUCCUCUUCUUCAUCAUACUGCACGGUGCAUCCUCCUCUCCUCUGCUGUCUCUGUUUUUCUUUCCCUCUCAUCAUUCCAUACAUUUACUGUCUCCUCGUCGCCCAACUUGUUCCAUGACACCUGGCCUUUCACCAUGGCGUACAAAUCACGCUUUUCAUUCUGGGAGCAAAAGGUUAAAGUUGAGAAGCCAGAUUCUGAUGUAGAUAGUACUCCGCCUCAGGCAGUCCCUACACCUGGGCCAGACACAGGAAGUGGUCCAAAGUUAACAGCAUCAGAAGAGUCCAACAGUAACGGUGCCAUGGGCGGCCCGGACAAUCCGAAGGAGGAUCAGAGCGGCAAAAAGGUGGUGAGGGUUGUGAGAAGAGUUGUUAGACGUGUGGUUCCUGCUAGUACGGAGGAGACCACUCCAUCUGCUGUUUCUGAGCCUGUGAGAGCCACCUCUGCUGCAGAGUCAGGACUCAGAACAACCAGAACUGUAAGAGAAGACAAGGAUGACAUCUCCAUGGGUUUGGCUAGUUUAAUGGGCAGAGGAAGAACCAAAGAACACCGGCCUCGAACACGCAACCUGGACCGUAAAGAGGACACAAAAGAAGAGACAAAGCAGGAAGAGGAGAGAGGAAAUGUGGAGGACGAGGAGGAAAAAUCCACAGAAGAGGCUGUUCCUACGACCACACAGCCAAAGGCAAACCCCCUUACUCCUCCGAUUGGGUUUCUACCCUCUUACAAACCUGACCCUUUAGCCCCCCCUGCUGGCUUCAUCCCUGUACCCAAACCUGACCCUUUAGCUCCACCUGCUGGCUUCAUCCCUGCGCCAAAACCGGACCCUUUAGCCCCACCCACUGGCUUCAUCCCUGCGCCCAAACAGAACCUCCUGACUCCUCCAGCUGGUUUCAUCCCUGCCAGAAAACCCAGCCCUGUGCCCCCAAAACAGGAUCCUCUGGCAAGACCUCCAGGAUUUGUUCCCAUCAUAAAGACGGACCCCUUGGCUCCCCCUGCAGGCUUUAUCCCAAAGCCUCGUCAGGUCCCUGUGAAGAAACCAGAGGUGAAGGAGUCAUCUUGUCCCUCUGCGCUCCCCAAUGGUAAACCAUCCCCUGGUUUUCUGUCUCAGGCUCAGACUUCACCCACUGAACAGGUCCCUGAGCUGGCCCCCACUGAGGAGGAUUACAAGCGUGUGAGCAGGAUCUUCACCGUGGAUAGCAGUGAUCGUGCCAGAGGCCCCAAAUCCUCUCAGUCCAAGCCUGUCGAGGACCCUGUGGCCAUCCUUCAGGCAGCACACUCAGCUGCAUCUAAGGGAAAGACUGAAGAGCAGAUAACGGCAGAGAAAGUCUGGUACAACACAGAGAAAGUAUGGCUUGUUCACAAAGAUGGAUUCUCAUUGGCAACCCUCCUGAAGACACAGGCAGGCAGUCUGCCAGAGGGGAAGGUGAAAAUCCGCCUGGAGAGUGAUGGAUCUUUAUUGGAUGUGGAUGAAGAUGAUGUAGAGAAGGCAAACCCUCCAAUGUUUGACCGCGUGGAGGACCUGGCCUCCCUGCAGUAUUUGAAUGAGUCGAGCGUGAUGCACUCCCUUCGGCAACGCUACGGCGGUAACCUGGUGCACACCCACAGUGGGCCCAACAUGGUGGUUAUUAACCCCAUUAGUGCCCCCUCCAUGUACUCUGAGAAGGUGAUGCAAAUGUUCAAAGGCUGCAGAAGGGAGGACGCCGCCCCGCACGUUUAUGGCAUGGCCCAGUCCGCUUACAGGAACCUCCUCACCACUCGACAGGAUCAGUCCAUCGUCCUGCUGGGCAAGAGUGGAAGUGGCAAGACUACCAACUGUCAACACAUCAUCCAAUACCUGGUCACCAUCGCUGGCAGCACCAACAAAUCAUUCUCAACAGAGAAAUGGCAGGCGGUCUACACGGUUUUGGAGGCCUUUGGGAAUGCCUCUACAUGUAUGAAUGGGAAUGCUAGUCGCUUCUCCCAUAUUGUUUCUCUGGAUUUUGACCAAGCAGGUCAGGUGACAUCAGCCUCCAUUCAGACAAUGCUUCUGGAGAAGAUUAGGGUGACGAGAAGACCAGAAGGAGAGUCAACCUUUAAUGUCUUUUACUACCUGAUGGCUGGAGUUGACAGCUCAUUAAGAACUGAGCUGCACCUUAACCACUUUGCUGAGAACCAUGCAUUUGGAGUCAUGCCUCAGACUAAGGCUGAGGAUAAGCAGCGAGCUUCGCAGCAGUUUUCCAAGCUGCAGGCAGCCAUGAGGGUUCUGGGGAUAAGUGUUGAUGAGCAGAGGGCCUUCUGGCUUGUAUUGGGAGCCAUCUACCAUCUGGGGGCCGCGGGAGCUACUAAGGCUGGCAGGAAACAAUUUGCACGUCAUGAGUGGGCCCAGAAGGCUGCCUACCUGCUGGGCUGCACCCUGGAGGAGCUCUCCUCCUCCAUCUUCAAGCACCAGGCCAAGGGCACCCUGCCCAGAGCCGGCACGGCGCGCCAGGCUUCUGACGAAAACGGCACAGCAGAUGCAGGAGCAAAGGCUACAGCGAUGGAGGGUUUGGAGGCCAUGGCAACUGGGCUUUACUCUGAACUCUUCACCAUCCUUAUUUCUUUAAUAAACCGGGCCUUGAAAUCCAGCCAGCACUCCCUGUGCUCGCUGCUCAUCGUGGACACACCAGGCUUUCAAAACCCACGGCUGGCUAAGCGUGAGUGCGGUGCGACCUUUGAGGACCUGUGCCAUAACUACACUCAAGAACGCCUGCAUGCCCUCUUCUAUCAGCGUACCUUCGUGCAGGAGCUGGAGAGAUACAAAGAGGAGACCAUCGAGCUCGCUUUAGAUGACACAGAGCCCAGCACUUCUCUGUCUAUAGCAGUGGUAGACCAAGCUUCGAGCCAAGCUCUGGUGCGAACAGUGCGAACGGACGAGGCUCGGGGCCUGUUGUGGCUGAUGGAGGAGGAGGCGCUGCAGCCUGGAGGCUCAGAGGAGACCCUGUUGGGACGUCUCUUUAGCUACUACGGGCCUGCUGAGGGCGAGAGCAAAGGUCACACUUUCCUCUUGAAGAGUGAAAAGGAUAACCACUUUCUCCUGGGCCACGGUCAUGGGACUGACUGGGUGGAGUACAAUGUCGAUGGGUGGCUGAACUACGCCAAGCAGAAUCCUGCAACCACCAAUGCUGCAUUCCUCCUGCAGGACUCCCAGAAGAAGAUCAUCAGCUCACUGUUCAUGAGCAGAGCGGGCGGAGCCACAGUCCUCUCUGGCUCUAUUGCAGGUCUCGAAGGGGUUUCCCAGCUGUCCUUGCGGCGGGCCACAAGCAUGAGAAAGACCUUCACCACGGGGGUGGCUGCUAUCAAGAAGAAGUCUGUGUGCAUCCAGAUCAAGCUGCAAGUGGACGCUCUCCUUGAUAUGGUGCGGAGGUCCAGGAUUCACUUUGUUCACUGUAUAUUGCCUAAGGCAGACGCCCUCAAGGCUCUGAGUGGAUCCCUGUUCAAAGCGGGGGAAUGUGAGGCACAGGGGGAGAGUGGAGAUCCCGGCUUAAUGCAGCUGGAUGUAGCCUUGCUCCGUGCUCAGCUAAGGGGCUCAAAGCUGCUCGAUGCUCUCCGGAUCUACAGGCAAGGUUACCCAGAUCAUAUGGUGUUCUCUGAGUUUCGGCGUCGCUUUGAUGUGCUGGCACCUCACCUCACCAAGAAGCAUGGGAGGAAUUACAUCGUGAAGGACGAGAAGAGAGCUGUGGAGGAGCUACUGGAGUCCUUGGAUUUGGAGAAGAGCAGCUACCACAUGGGUCUGAGUAGGUUGUUCUUCAGAGCUGGCACCUUGGCUAAGCUGGAGGAGCAGAGGGAUGAGCAGACCAAACGUAACCUGACCCUGUUCCAAGCGGCCUGCAGAGGCUACCUGGCACGGCAAGCCUUCAAGAAGAGAAAGAUUCAGGAUCUCGCUAUCCGCUGCAUCCAGAAAAACAUCAAGAAGAACCGUGGCGUGAAAGACUGGCCAUGGUGGAAGCUCUUCACCACAGUCCAGCCCCUCAUAAAGGUCCAACUCAGCGAGGAGCAGAUGCGAAACAAAGAUGAGGAGAUCCAGCAGCAGAAAUUGAAGCUAGAGAGGGUGGAAAAAGAGCGAAAUGAGCUGAGACUGAACACUGAUCGAUUGGAGAGCAGGAUUGCAGACUUGCUGGCAGAGCUGGCCGAUGAGAGAAGCACGAGUGAGUCAGCGUCCCAGCUGCUCGAGACAGAGACUUCAGAGAGGCUCCGCCUGGAGAAGGACAUGAAGGACCUUCAGGCUAAGUUUGAUGCCAUGAAGAAGCAGCUGGAGUCCCAGGAGAUGGAGGUGAUGGAGGCUCGGCUCAUGAAAACAUCUGAGCUCAAUGGAGAGAUGGAUGAUGAUGACAGCGACACUGGAGGCGAGUGGCGGAUAAAAUACAACCGAGCCAUUCGUGAAAUGGACUUCACAAAAAAGAAACUCCAGCAGGAGUUUGAUGACAAGCUGGAGACAGAGCAGCAGAGCAAAAGACAUCUGGAGAGAAGGCUGGCUGACUUGCAGACAGAUAAUGAGGAUGUGCAGCGCUCUGUGCAGCAGCUGAAGAAGAAGUGCCAGAAACUGACGGCAGAGCUGCAGGACACCAAGCUGCACCUGGAGGGCCUGCAGAGCCGCAACCAUGACUUGGAGAAGAAGCAGAGGAAAUUUGACCUGGAGCAGAACCAGAGUCAGGCGGAGGUACAAAGAGAAAGAAGCCAGAGGGAGAAGCUGGCUCGAGAGAAAGACAUAAUGACCGGUGAAAUCUUUAACCUCCGCCAGCAGCUUCAGGACAAGGACAGUGAAUUGUGUGGCGUGAAUAUGAAGGUGCAGCAGCUGGAGGCAGAGCUACAGGAUCUGUCGUCCCAGGAGUCGAAGGAUGAAGCCUCGCUGGCCAAGAUCAAGAAGCAGCUCCGCGACCUGGAGGCCAAGGUGAAAGACCAGGAGGAGGAGCUGGAUGAACAGGCUGGAACCAUACAGAUGCUGGAACAGGCUAAGCUACGGCUUGAGAUGGAGAUGGAGAGGCAGCGGCAGACCCACUCUAAAGAGAUUGAGAGCAAGGAUGAAGAAGUGGAGGAGAUUAGGCGAUCCUGUAGUAAGAAGCUGAAACAGAUGGAGGUGCAGCUGGAGGAGGAGUAUGAAGACAAGCAGAAAGUGUUGCGUGAAAGGAGAGAGCUGGAGUCCAAACUGCUGAAUGCCCAGGACCAGGUGGGCCAGAGAGAUAUGGAGACAGAGAAGAGGUUGAAGAAGGACCUGAAGAGGACCAAAGUCCUUCUGGCAGAUGCACAAAUUAUGCUGGACCACCUGAAGAGCAACGCCCCCAGCAAAAGGGAGAUCGCCCAGCUCAAAAAUCAACUGGAAGAGUCCGAGUUUACCUCUGCCGCUGCAGUCAAGGCUCGAAAGAGCAUGGAGGUGGAGAUAGAGGACUUGCAUAUCCAAAUGGAGGAUGUGGCCAAAGCUAAGAUAUCACUGGAGGAGCAGGUCAGUCGUCUGCAGAGGGAGAAGAAUGACCUGCAGUCUCGUAUGGAGGAGGAUCAGGAGGACAUGAAUGAGCUGAUGAAGAAGCACAAAGCGGCAGUUGCCCAGUCUGCCAGGGACUUGAGCCAGAUCAGUGACCUGCAGGCCCAGCUGGAAGAGGCCACAAAGGAGAAGCAGGAGAUCCAAGAAAAGGUUCACUCUCUUCAGAGCCAGCUUGAAUUCAUGGAACAGUCCAUGGUGGAAAAGUCUCUUGUGUGCCGUCAGGAGGCAAAGAUCCGCGAGCUGGAGACUAAGCUGGAGUACGAGAGGACACAGAUCAAACGAUUGGAGAGCUUGGUGGGCCGUCUGAAGGAGAACCUGGAGAAGAUGACAGAGGAGAGAAACCAACGCAUCGCAGCAGAAAACAGAGAGAAGGAGCAGAACAAGAGAAUGCAGAGGCAGAUAAGAGACAUGAAGGAAGAGUCAGCAGAGCUGUCCAAGAAGGAGGCCGAGGCCAGCCGGAAGAAGCAUGAACUAGAAAUGGACAUUGAGAGCUUAGAGGCAGCAAACCAGAGCUUACAAGUGGACCUCAAGUUGGCCUUCAAGAGGAUAGGAGACCUGCAGGCUGCUAUAGAGGACGAGAUGGAGAGUGAUGACAAUGAUGACUUAGUCAACAGUUUGCAAGACAUGGUGACAAAAUAUCAGAAACGAAAGAACAAAAUCGGAGAUGACACAGAAACAGACUCAGAGGUGGAGGACCGUGUGGAUGGAGUAAAGUCUUGGCUCUCAAAGAACAAAGGCUCCACAAAGACCACGUCUGAUGAAAGCAGUCUAAAGAGCACCAGCCCUCCUGUGUGCGGUAAACAGCCUGGUCUUGGCAGAUCGGAUGAAGAGGAUGAGGCGGAGAGAGACUCCAGCAGGCAGUCGCUGAGGCAGAGCGACGGCGAAGGUGCGCUGGUGGAGAGUGCAUCGUAACCAUGACUUAGGUCACCCUGCGCUUUAAGUGACAACAAACAGACACACAGGUGGGAAGGGUAUUUUUGUCCACACUUUGACACCACUUUUCAGACUACGAGAGAGGCCAGCUGCUUCAACAGGAGAGGAAGAAGAACAACAAUCUUGUUUAACAUACAUCAGCCUGGACUUUUUGUUCUUAUUAAUUUUAUGACGAUGCCUGUAUGUUUCUGCUUGAUAAGUUUGUGCUUUUUUUAUGAUUUAAUGCAACUUAUUGAAUAAGUUUAUCAGAAUAGUAAAGUUGAGCACUAUCAGAAGAACUUCCCUGCUCCUACUUCACUUAUAAGAGCUGCUUUUCAGGCAAAUUUAAGCUCUCCUCUGCACUCUUCUUGCACUCCUCACAUAGCUCUGCCAAGAGGAUUUAGAUAAGCUUGCUUCUCCAAGAACCUCUGACCAACUAUUAAGACUGUUCUUAUCUCUCCCCCAUUACUGCGGACGAGCUCAGUGGGAGGAAUUAACCCCUUUUCAAUUAAUUAUCAUGCUGUAAGUUUACACGUGGCUCUUGUUCCACAUGCAGAUAUCCAUCAUUAGAGAAAAGUAAUUUUUGACCACAAAUUAUUAGCGGGUGAUAGAUAUAUUUAAAACAAGCUGUUAGAUGUCAAAGAUCUAUUUGAAUGGAUUUAAAGAUUAAUCUAAUCUCAAAAUGUAUAUAGAUUAAAUAAGUAUUUAUUAUAAGUGGAAUCAGAGCCUUUACAUGAACGAGAUAUUCAAAUGAAUGAAGAUAUUUUUAAAUCUAGUGAGCGUAUUUUAUUAUGAAGAUAAGGUUCAUGAUAUAUUCCUCAUUUAUUUUUAUCUGUUAGUGGUUUGCAUGCUUUUGGUUUGGUUAUUUUGAGGCCUGUUCAUGCUGGUGUCCAGUCCACUACAGUCAUGCCUGUUUAAGUUCAAAGGGAAAUUAUCUUAUUUAUAUUGGUAUUAUAAAAGAGCUCUCUGCAGAUUCUUUUUACAACUUGCAGAGCAAAGAUGUUUUUUUGAUUAUAAAUGCUAAAAACACUGGAUUUCUGCUGUGUACUUUAAGUUAAAGGUCAUUAUAAUGUCCAAUCCUGCAGAGUGAUAUUCAAGUAUAAUGCAGACCAUUGCUGUUUCUAUUGAGGCUUUCAGUACUUGUGUAGACUGUCUUGAAAGGAGGGAUUUGUUGGGCCAUAUUGAUGUAAGCAGUAAAAUAUGACAGUGUUUGUAGUAAAACAUAAUUAUAAUACUUUAAGGUGCCAAAGACUGUUUAUCUGACCUGUGUUUUUUUGCAUGAGGAAAUGUCUCUGAGAUUAUUUACAUAAAAUGAUUCCUUGUCAUACUCUUAUCUGUUGUCAUCUAGCUACCUUUCUACUUCUUGUUACCUCAUAGGCUGGAGAUAUACUUGCUUUUUACCAUGCAUUUUUUUCUUCUUUCAGAUAUAUUUCUGGGCUUUUUUAUGCCUUCAUUUAGAGAGGAGGGUGUGGCUAGAGUUGGAAACAAAGUUGAGAUAAAGAGUGUAAUAUGCGGGAAAGGAGCAACAGGCCAGACUUGAAACUUGGCCGCCCGCGUACAUGUUGCAUGAUCUAACCACUUGUCCAUCUGUGCCCAAAGCAGUUCUUUAAAAAAACAUUUUAAACCUAUAGAUGAUGACAACCAUAGGUCUGUAAUUUACCAAAGUGAAAUUUCCACCCAUCAAUCCGUUUCCUUGCACUUAUUCUGGGCUGGGUCACAGCGGCAGCAGGCUAAGCAACCAAGACAUCUCUCUCCCAGGCGACUUUUUCCAGCUUUUCCCUCCAGGGAGUCCAAGGUCCAAACUGUGAAUUCAUGGUGCCACCUUGCAUCUUCAUGUCCAGUUGAAAAUUUUUUGUUUUUUUAAGUUCUUCAGAGCGUAGCCUCUGUAAAACAAUCAGAAAAGAACAUUCUGUGUUGCUGCAGUUUGUUUCACCCCUCUCAUUCCCUCUGCUGUGUGCUCCCAUCUCACCCAUGAUUGUCCAGCUAAUAAGAUUUUGGUUAGAUGAUAAUGAGAAACUAAACCAAGACACACUUGUGGCUAUUUCUGUUUGUAACACCUGCUGUAACAUGGACAUCUAGAAUCGGUUAAAGUCACCAGUUAACAUGUUGGCUAAUUAAACCGAUACACUGAGUGUUGUGUCCUUGUACAGAGGAAAUGUUAUAGAAAUUAUUAUUGAUUAUUGAUAUGUUAGUUCUGAUCUCAGAAUUAGUGACCUCAAGUGUUUCCAUGUUUGUAGUUUACAUCCCACACAUCGGAUAGCUGUAUACGGCCUCAGCUCUCGAAUGGUAUCUUCCAGCAAAUCAUGCCCCAUAUCCACAAGUAUAUUUACAAUAAUGCUCAUGAUGACACAGCAGGAUGCACACAUUAACACAAGGUUAAACAGCAGGUAUAUCUCCAGUCAUAGAACGCCGCCAAAAAUUCUCUUUAGUUAAAAACAGUCUGCUCAUGAAACUCAACACAAUAAUGUUAUUUUCUGUGCAGACAGAUGAAACCCCAGGUUAUUUCAGUAUUUGGCCUUCCAGAGUUACAAUGACAUCCUUAGCUGUUUGUGACCUCAUGCAUUUUAAUAUCUAUUUGAAUAAAGUAAAGUUGAAUAUGAAUAUAGAGGCAUAUAUAUAUAUGGUAUAUAUAUGCAUGUGGACUUUCUGCCCAUGUGCAAAGAAAAGCUUCAAGUGUCUGGCUUGGUAUUUGCAUAUCUUCUCAGAAGAGGCUAAUCUGCAUUUCAUGUCUUAUUUUCUCCAUUUUUUUUCUUCACACAUGAAUAUUAAUGUGGGACACAGAAAACUUUGAUGUCAGUGAAUCAGAAUAGACUGACUAAAUGAAAAAAACAGUGAAGUUUCACUUGCUCUAAGUUGCCGGCGUAACACUAAAUGUAUAAAAGUUUGUACUCUUUAAUAUAUCUGUUUGGAGACCUGCCUAUUUUCAUGACUGAACAGAUCAUCAUUUGUAAUAUGAGUGAUUUGAAUUUGAUGUUAUUUUUUAGUGAAUAAAUUCAGUUGUUUGU